Molecule: messenger RNA, 3052 nt
Organism: Schistosoma margrebowiei
Lineage: Eukaryota; Metazoa; Platyhelminthes; Trematoda; Strigeidida; Schistosomatidae
Source: the annotation of a GenBank genome assembly
UCUACAAUCUCUUACAAACUGUUUUUCAUAUGAUCGUCUAGUCUUACUUAAUAACGCUUUACAAGUAUUGCUAGUCUUAUGAUAACUGGAUCUGUACUGUUCUAAGCUAGUAGAGAUGAACAUAUUCCAGUUCUUUUACCUUCUUCUAGGUAGUUUCUUGACUUGUUUCGUUAUUCAUGGUGGACAGUCGUUCGUUCUACGUGGUACCUGGCAUGGUAUAAGCGAGGACGUAAUUGAACUAAACUUGCCUCAAGAUAUGGACCAUGCUUCUCUAACUGAUAAGCUAGUAUUUACUGACCAAUCUGUCUCAGCAGGGCACUCCUGAAUGACUUUCCAUACAUUUGUACGGGGUGUAACUUGACUGUAUAUCAUGUUCAUAGUUCUAAACGUGAAUUAAAAAACAGCGUGAUCUCUGUUCACUAACGGUGGAAGAGUAUUUAGAUCGACAAUAUCCUCAGUCUCAUGAGUGAUUACCAAGUCCAACAGAGAAGAACCUUGGUUGGCACCAAAACGUGUGGGUUUGGAUACAUGCUGCACUAAUGCAUGCUCCAUUAUUGUUACCAGGAACCUACUAUCAAAGGAGUUUAUAGAUUCUUCCGUGGUCAUCUCAGUCCAACUAAUAUCAGAUGCAUUAAAGUCUCCUAAUAUCAAGCAUCUGUUUUUUGCACUCCAUAGCCGAAUAUGCUCUAAAAUAAAGUCAUCAAAUAAGCAGAUUGGGCUGUGAUAGAUGACACCAAGUAUAAAUGUAUCACACCGAUAGUCAGCUCACAGCUAGUGACUUCACAAGUUCCACUGUCAUGGGAUUCGCUAGCAGAGGAGCGGAUAUUUAUAUUAUUGGCUAUGUAUAAAAGGACAUCACCUUUUUUCCCUUCAUCUUCUUUUCUAUCACUUCUCAGGUAGUGGUAUCCGGAUAAUUCUAGAGUAAUGUCGAAUUUCUGGACUAACCAAGUUUCUGUCACAGCUACAAUGCGAUUUACGGAUUUUUAUCAUGAUUGGUUCUUAUUUGUUAUGAAUAGUUGCAUGACUCACUUUUUUGUUGUUAUUUGCUCGUGAUUGGUUUAAUUCUCACAUAUUUGUAUAUAAAUACUAAAUAUUAAAGUAAAAAUUGAUAUUUCGUUUGAAUUAAAAGGCUGUGAACAUCCUAAGUAAUAGUCAAACGUUUUACGGUUUCCUUAGUUUCAUUAAGGUAUAGGUUCAAGGAAUUCAAUGUUCUUUGAUGUAACGAACUUUUACUAACCGACGGCAAACAAACAAGAAAUUUUGUGUGCCUCUGAUUCUGUUUAGUUAUUCAUAUUGCUCAUUUCAUCUAAAUGGCCUUAUGUUGAACAAAUCAGGUACCAGAAUAAUAUACAUGUAUAUAGUCGCAAUGUUUUCACUCUUGUUUCUUGCGGCUCCAAGAAGUGGCUAGAAAUGCUAAAGGGGAAACCUUUUGUGAGAACUUGCAUCUCAACAUUUCAUUCGGCAUACAUGUGAUUUUAUUCAUAAUUUGGAAGUCUGUUACAAUAUUUUUUAUAGAAAUUAGUGAUUAAAAGACAAACUUUACAAAUCGAACUACUGGAAAGUAAACUCAAAAUACUCCAUGCUGACGAGAGAAAAGAUAAUAUUGAAGUGACCGAUCAGAAAAAUAUAGAAAGGCUGCAGAAAUAUUGCGAAGAGUUACAAGGACAAAUUCUUGAAAUGAAGGAAUUUUUUCAUGACCAUGGUCUCAUGUGGAUAGGAAGACAAUCAACUGAUCAUGUAAUCAGUACAAGACAUGAAACUGGUCUAAAAUUCAACGAAACAACCUUCAGUCGCUUAGUUCAACAGAUUUAUUUAUUAAAUGAUUGGAACAACGAUGCGCACAAUGAGAAAAAAAUUGUUUCAGAAUCCAAUUCAUCUAAUAUAGUUUGCCUGCAAAAUCAAUCACCAAUUCCACUAACUCUAUAUGCAGAUGGAUUAUGCUUUGAUUCUGGACCAUUUCGUCCUUAUAAAAAUCAUGAUACGCUACAAUUCGUCCAAGAUAUACUGGACGGUUACUUUCCAUCAGAAUUGCAAUCUUCUUAUCCAAAUGGGGUUCAAUUCAAACUAAUCGAUAAACACACAACUCAUUUUAUGUUAUUAAAAAAACCAACAUCAUUUUCAGCAUGCGGUUAUAAACUCGGGAGUUCUUUAACAAAUGAACAAGAUGCAGGUCAGGAAGUUUCUUUCAGUAAUGAGAAACACAUACCAAACAAUGAUAAAAACGAAGAAUUCAGUAUUGGACAAAUUGAAAAUCAAAUGAAAGCAGAAUGUAAUGCCUCAUCCAAUAAACUAACUUCAAACACAUUAAGUACUAAUGGGCGAAAUAAAUCUUUAACUUUUGAUGAAUUGCUAAAACGUUUACCGGAGUAUAAAUUAACAAAAUCUGGUCAGCUGUUAAAUAUUAGAAAAGACAUAAAAAGUGAAUUUGGUGAACAAAUUAAUGUUCCGUCAACUAGAAUAAUUAAAACUGAUUACAUAUUUAAAAAUAACACAAUAGACAAGAAUCAAUUAAAAUCAGAACUUAUAACAUUAAGGAUUUAUUCGGAAAAUGGUUUGCAAAUUUACAAUGUUGAAAUGCAUCCAGAAGAUACAAUAGGAGAGUUAUAUGCAACAUUAGAUCAUGCUAGAUCAAAAACACUAUCAAAAACCAAUAGAAAUUAUCGUCUUGUAGCUAUGUGUUUACCAAACACUAUUGAAAAUCCCAAUGAACUAUGCAAUCACCAAAUGUUAGUUGAUCUUUCUGCAACAUUGGUUGCGUCUGGCAUAGUAGAUCGUACAACGCUUCGUAUGGAACUAAUUCCACAUGAAUUGACGAAAAAUCAACCACAGUUUGAUGUUAAUAAUGCUUUGUCAGCUAAACGGUUAAACUUAUGGAGUCAAAAUGAAUCAAUAACACCAAAUAGUACAAUGAAUUAACCUCUUUAAUGAAUUGCUAAAACCAUCAGAACUGGGUUGAAUAUUGUAUAUUUGUCACAACUUUUACAACUAGAGAAAGCACAAAUAUUUUAGUAUAACAGUUUUAUGUUGAAUAGAAUAAUCGUAUCAGAAUUCA